Molecule: messenger RNA, 2526 nt
Organism: Paramecium pentaurelia
Lineage: Eukaryota; Ciliophora; Oligohymenophorea; Peniculida; Parameciidae
Source: the annotation of a GenBank genome assembly
AUGUUUUUAAUCAUCUGUUUAUACUUUUAAGUUACAUUUACAUAAUAUAUUGCCACAUAAAUUAGAAAUGAUGGAUAAAUACAAUAAUAUAAAUUACACACUACAAAUGAGAUGAUUGUGAAGAAUGGUUAAUCUAUUAAAUUAAAUUAAAUCUUAAUUCUUGAGAUAAGGUUUGAAAAUGACUCAUAACUUGACAUUCAGAUUUUUGAUGAAGAUCGAAAACAUUUCAGAAUCCCUUAAUAACCUGUAAAUGCUUCUAAUUACAUUAGCCAUUUAAUUAUAAGGAUAUAGAGAAUCCUUUACUUUUGGAAAAUUAUAAUUACAGUGUUAUAAUUACUAAUGACCUAGUCACAAUUUAGAUUUACAGAGAUGAUAGAGUAAUCUUUACUAUUUCAGAAUUGGUUUAUAGUGAAAAUUACAUAGAAUUCACACAUUAUCCUCAAAAUAAAUAAAUGUGGGGUUUAGGAGAAAGAAACUAAGUUGGUUUUCGUUUUAAAUAAGGAAUAUAUACUUUAUAUGCAAGAGAUGAACCAAAUAUUAUAGAAGAUGGUAAGAGACCAGGAAAGAAUGUUUAUUCAAGUCAUCCAGUUUUAUUGAGUAUGGAAGAUAAUGGAAAAUUCAAUAUUAUGUUUUAUAAAUCAUCUUCACCAAUGGACAUUAUUUAUUAGGAAGAAAGAAUGAAAUUUAUAACAAUAGGAGGCAUAAUCCAUUUAAAAUUAUUUUUAGGUGAUUAUUCACCUAGGACAGUAAUCAAGCAAUAUCAUAAUUAUUUAGGUGGAUGGAUAUUACCUCCUUUUUGGAGUUUUGGUUUUCAUUAAAGCAGAUGGGGAUAUAAUAAUAGUAGUAAAUUAGUACAAGUAGUUGAAUAAUACUAAAAAAAUAAAAUUCCUAUUGAUACAAUUUGGUCAGAUAUAGAUUAUAUGCAUGAUAGAUAAAUAUUUUCUGUAGAUUCAAAUAGAUUCACUAAAUAAGAUUAUGAAAAUAUACGAAAUUUAGGUGUUAGAUAUAUACCUAUUGUUGAUGUAGCAGUAGGUGUUAAAUAUGGUAAUCAAGAUGAAGGUUAUAAAAAAGGUAUAGAAUAUGAUAUUUUUGUCUAUUCUCCAGAGACUGGAUAUAGAUUUUAAGGAAGAGUUUGGCCAGGAGAAUCAUAUUUUCCUGAUUUCUUUCAUCCUAAUAUUAGUAAGUUUUGGAAUGAAAUGCAUAAACAUCUUUAUAAUUAAGUAGAGUUUGAUGGAUUAUGGGUUGAUAUGAAUGAACCUGCUAAUUUUUGUGAUGGAGAAUGUGGUCUAAAUAGUAAUUUACAUAAUCAUUAACAAAGAAUUGAUAAAAUGAAUGAAAAUAUUAAUUUUGCUUAUAUUCCUGGAGCUAUAUCAUUAUCUAAUAAAACACUUCCUCCUCAUUUAAUUCAUUAUGGAAAUUACUUACAUAAAGAUGUUCAUAAUCUUUAUGGUAUCAUGGAUUCUUAUUAUACUUAUCAAGCCUUGAAAGAAUUGGGUAAGAUUCAACCUUUUCAGAUUACUAGAUCUACAUUUCCAGGUACUGGUAAAUAUGCUUAACAUUGGACUGGGGAUAAUGGAGCAUCAUGGGAUUUUCUUUAUUUAUCUUUAGGAUAAAUAUUUUCAUUUUAAAUUUAUGGUAUCCCUAUGGUUGGUGCAGAUGUAUGUGGAUUUAUGGGAGAUACUAAUAUUAAGCUUUGUUCAAGAUGGAUCUAAUUGGGAAUCUUUUAUCCUUUCUUUCGUAAUCACAAUAAUGAUUUAUCUAAAUCAUAAGAAUUUUAUAAUAUUGAUCAUACAGUCAUUCAAACAGCUUAAAAGAAUAUUCAUUUAAGAUAUUCUCUUUUGAAAUGGUAUUAUUCUAUCUUCAUAAGAGAAUAGAAUCAUGGGACAAGUAUAUAUCAUUCCUUUAUUUUUAGUCAUAAAUCCCUUGUUUUUUGUAUUUCCAUAAGAUAAUAUGUCAUAUAGAGAUUUUGUGAUGGAUACUUAAUUCAUAAUUGGUAAUGAAUUAAUGGGUGCUCCUAUAUUAGAUGAAUCAAUCACAAGAAAGGCUUAUUUUCCAGAAUCUGAAUGGUAUGACCUUAUAACAGGUUUAAAUUAUAAAGGUUAAUAAGAUCAUAUACUUCAUUGUUCUUAUAGUGAUAUAACACCCAUAUUUAUUAGAAGCGGAUACUUGAUACUUUAAAAUACAAAAGAAUCUAUUUAAAAUGUGAAAUCUUUAGAUAAUCAUUAUCGAUUGAUAGCUGCUAUUUCUAAUUUAGUUUCUAUAGGAGUUUUAGCUGAUUUGAAAGAUUUUGAAAAUGAAGAAGAAGCAAUUAAUGCUUAAUUGAUAAAUUUCAAAUUGGAAAUACUUAAAGACGUUGUGAUAUUAAAUCUUUCGUAAUGUCAAUCAGAACUCAUUAUUGAAGAAAUUAUCAUCUAUGGUUAAGAAUGCAUUUUUUAAAAUUGUAUAUCUGGAUUUUAUAAAUAAAAUUCUAUAUUUAUAGGACCUUUUAAUUUAGGAAAAGAUAAUUUGAAAUUAGUAUUAUAAUGA